Messenger RNA from Nomascus leucogenys (northern white-cheeked gibbon), 4208 nucleotides. Its product is annotated as acyl-CoA synthetase short chain family member 1. The transcript is spliced from 22 exons. Lineage: Eukaryota; Metazoa; Chordata; Mammalia; Primates; Hylobatidae. Gene Ontology annotation, molecular function: acetyl-CoA synthetase activity; strictosidine synthase activity; AMP binding. The record is from RefSeq and is a predicted model, not a curated record. Gene Ontology annotation, cellular component: mitochondrion. The coding region runs from base 125 to 3325 and encodes 1066 amino acids.
GCCCUGGAGGAAUGGAUGGUGGCCGAAGGGCGGAGCAGGGGCGGGGCCCGCGGAGACUCCAAGGGGCGUCCCGGGCGUGAGGCACCCACUCUGGAAGCACAGAGAGCUCAGGUAGUUUGGCUAGAUGGCCGCGCGCACCCUGAGCCGAGGCGUCGGGAGGCUGCUGGGCAGCCUGCGAGGGCUCUCGGGGCAGCCCGCGCGGCCGCCGCGCAGGGCGGCCUCGGGACCCACGGGCAGCGCCCCUGCAGUUGCAGCAGCAGCACAGCCCGGCUCGUACCCUGCGCUGAGUGCACAGGCAGCCCGGGAGCCGGCCGCCUUCUGGGGGUCUCUGGCGCGGGACACUCUCGUGUGGGACACCCCCUAUCACACCGUCUGGGACUGCGACUUCAGCACUGGCAAGAUCGGCUGGUUCCUGGGAGGCCAGUUAAAUGUCUCUGUCAACUGCUUGGACCAGCAUGUUCAGAAGUCCCCCGAGAGUGUUGCUUUGAUCUGGGAGCGGGAUGAGCCUGGAACGGAAGUGAGGAUCACCUACAGGGAACUGCUGGAGACCACGUGCCGCCUGGCCAACACGCUGAAGACGCAUGGAGUCCACCGUGGGGACCGUGUUGCCAUCUACAUGCCCGUGUCCCCAUUGGCUGUGGCAGCAAUGCUGGCCUGUGCCAGGAUCGGAGCUGUCCACACAGUCAUCUUUGCUGGCUUCAGUGCGGAGUCCUUGGCUGGGAGGAUCAAUGACGCCAAGUGCAAGGUGGUUAUCACCUUCAACCAAGGACUCCGGGGUGGGCGCGUGGUGGAGCUGAAGAAAAUAGUGGAUGAGGCUGUGAAGCACUGCCCCACCGUGCAGCAUGUCCUGGUGGCUCACAGGACAGACAGCAAGGUCCACAUGGGGGAUCUGGACGUCCCGCUGGAGCAGGAAAUGGCCAAGGAGGACCCUGUGUGCGCCCCAGAGAGCAUGGGCAGUGAGGACAUGCUCUUCAUGCUGUACACCUCAGGGAGCACCGGAAUGCCCAAGGGCAUCGUCCAUACCCAGGCAGGCUACCUGCUGUAUGCCGCCCUGACCCACAAGCUUGUGUUUGACCACCAGCCAGGUGACAUCUUCGGCUGUGUGGCUGACAUCGGCUGGAUUACAGGACACAGCUACGUGGUGUAUGGGCCUCUCUGCAAUGGUGCCACCAGUGUCCUUUUUGAAAGCACCCCAGUUUAUCCCGAUGCUGGUCGGUACUGGGAGACAGUAGAGAGGUUGAAGAUCAAUCAGUUCUAUGGCGCCCCAACGGCUGUCCGGCUGUUGCUGAAAUACGGUGAUGCCUGGGUGAAGAAGUACGAUCGCUCCUCCCUGCGGACCCUGGGGUCAGUGGGAGAGCCCAUCAACUGUGAGGCCUGGGAGUGGCUUCACAGGGUGGUGGGGGACAGCAGGUGCACGCUGGUGGACACCUGGUGGCAGACAGAAACAGGUGGCAUCUGCAUCGCACCACGGCCCUCGGAAGAAGGGGCGGAAAUCCUCCCGGCCAUGGCGAUGAGGCCCUUCUUUGGCAUCAUCCCCGUCCUCAUGGAUGAGAAGGGCAGCGUCGUGGAGGGCAGCAACGUCUCCGGGGCCCUGUGCAUCUCCCAGGCCUGGCCGGGCAUGGCCAGGACCAUCUAUGGUGACCACCAGCGAUUUGUGGAUGCCUACUUCAAGGCCUACCCAGGCUAUUACUUCACUGGAGACGGGGCUUACCGAACUGAGGGCGGCUAUUACCAGAUCACAGGGCGGAUGGAUGAUGUCAUCAACAUCAGUGGCCACCGGCUGGGGACCGCAGAGAUCGAGGACGCCAUCGCCGACCACCCUGAAGUGCCGGAAAGUGCUGUCAUUGGCUACCCCCACGACAUCAAAGGAGAAGCUGCCUUUGCCUUCAUUGUGUUGAAAGAUAGUGUGGGUGACUCAGAUGUGGUGGUGCAGGAGCUCAAGUCCAUGGUGGCCACCAAGAUCGCCAAAUAUGCUGUGCCUGAUGAGAUCCUGGUGGUGAAACGUCUUCCGAAAACCAGGUCUGGGAAGGUCAUGCGGCGGCUCCUGAGGAAGAUCGUCACUAGUGAGGCCCAGGAGCUGGGGGACACUACCACCUUGGAGGACCCCAGCAUCAUCACGGAGAUCCUGAGUGCCUACCAGAAGUGCAAGGACAAGCAGGCUGCCGCUAACUCCUUUAGCGGCAGAGUUUUCCGAGUGACCUUCUUGAUGCUGGCUGUUUCUCUCACCGUUCCCCUGCUUGGAGCCAUGAUGCUACUGGAAUCUCCUAUAGAUCCACAGCCUUUCAGCUUCAAAGAACCCCCGCUCUUGCUUGGCGUUCUGCAUCCAAAUACGAAGUUGCGACAGGCAGAAAGGCUGUUUGAAAAUCAACUUAUUGGACCGGAGUCCAUAGCACAUAUUGGGGACGUGAUGUUUACUGGGACAGCAGAUGGCCGGGUCGUAAAACUUGAAAAUGGUGAAAUAGAGACCAUUGCCCGGUUUGGUUCGGGCCCUUGCAAAACCCGAGAUGAUGAGCCUGUGUGUGGGAGACCCCUGGGUAUCCGUGCAGGGCCCAAUGGGACUCUCUUUGUGGCUGAUGCAUACAAGGGACUAUUUGAAGUAAACCCCUGGAAACGUGAAGUGAAACUGCUGCUGUCCUCCGAGACACCCAUUGAGGGGAAGAAAAUGUCCUUUGUGAAUGAUCUUACGGUCACUCAGGAUGGGAGGAAGAUUUAUUUCACCGAUUCUAGCAGCAAAUGGCAAAGACGAGACUACCUGCUUCUGGUGAUGGAGGGCACAGAUGAUGGGCGCCUGCUGGAGUACGAUACUGUGACCAGGGAAGUAAAAGUUUUAUUGGACCAGCUGCGGUUCCCGAAUGGAGUCCAGCUGUCUCCUGCAGAAGACUUUGUCUUGGUGGCAGAAACAACGAUGGCCAGGAUACGAAGAGUCUACGUUUCUGGCCUAAUGAAGGGCGGGGCUGAUCUGUUUGUGGAGAACAUGCCUGGAUUUCCAGACAACAUCCGGCCCAGCAGCUCUGGGGGGUACUGGGUUGGCAUGUCGACCAUCCGCCCUAACCCUGGGUUUUCCAUGCUGGAUUUCUUAUCUGAGAGACCCUGGAUUAAAAGGAUGAUUUUUAAGCUCUUUAGUCAAGAGACGGUGAUGAAGUUUGUGCCACGGUACAGCCUCGUCCUAGAACUCAGCGACAGCGGUGCCUUCCGGAGAAGCCUGCAUGAUCCCGACGGGCUGGUGGCCACCUACAUCAGCGAGGUGCACGAGCACGAUGGGCACCUGUACCUGGGCUCUUUCAGGUCACCCUUCCUCUGCAGACUCAGCCUCCAGGCUGUUUAGCCCUCCCGGAUAGCUGCUCCUGCCACUCAGGCCAGGAGUCUUCACACUCAGGCACCAGGCCUGGUCCAGGAGGAGCUGUGGACACAGUCGUGGUUCAAGUGUCCACAUGCACCUGUCAGUCCCUGAGGGGUGGUGGGCAUGGCUGCUUCAUCCCUCGAGGAUGCCCGGGCCCCACCUGGGCUCAUCUUUCUGUUUAGAGGGAAGCAUAACAUAUCUGCCAUGAGGAACAUAAAUUCAUGUAAAGCCAUUUUCUCUUAAAAAAAACAAAACAAAGCUUUCUAAGUACAAUCAUUCUCUAGGACUUGGGAAGCUCCUUGCACUUGGAACAGGCUCAGGCGGGUGCAGCAGUAAUGCACUACUCAGAGAGCUUGCUGCUGCAGCCCUGUCCUGUGGCCUCAAAGUCCUUCUUUACUAUUGUAUAAUAUGUGGUCAUACCUUUGUUGGGAUGGGGAUGGAAGAGCAGAGGGAGCAUGGCCCGAGGGUGUUGAGGCCAGCGGUGAGAGCCGUGUAAGCCAAGACAUGGAACUGUGUUCUCAAGGGUUGUGUGGGACGUGGGCUCUCCAUAGUGUGUAUGAAAAGCGUGUUGACUCCAGCAGCUCAGAGAGGACUUGGCUAGGUUCUUUCUGUGAAUAUCUCCGCACUGACCAUGCUGGAAUUGGAUGAUUCUGCAAUUCGGUACCUACUGCAGGGGUCCGUUUAGUAAUGUCUGUGACCUUCGUUCUUGACCUCUAGACCCCAAGAUGUGAACAGUGCACGUGUUAAUGUCAUCUUUGCUCCUGUGUUAUAAGCUCCAAGUUGCUGUAUAUUUUCACAAGUAUGUCUACACACUGGUCAUGAUUUUGAUAAUAAAUAAUGAUAAAUCGAUUUCUGCUGAUUAACCUUU